This is a messenger RNA of Suillus subalutaceus, 666 nucleotides long. RefSeq lists its product as uncharacterized. The coding region runs from base 1 to 666 and encodes 221 amino acids. NCBI's taxonomy places the organism in Eukaryota, Fungi, Basidiomycota, Agaricomycetes, Boletales, Suillaceae. The transcript is spliced from 3 exons. The record is from RefSeq and is a predicted model, not a curated record.
AUGUCGGUGCUUCUCGCCAUUUUGCUUCUUGGAGCCUCGAGCAUUGGAAAAACAUCACGGAAAAGUGCAAGUGUACAGGCAGCUGUUCAACCUGUCGCUGGCCCUGCAAAAGCUUGGCAGCCUGUGACUGGCGCUGGCGAGGCCGAAAUCGCGAGAGUCACUACUGCGACAGCAGGUGAACAGCUGCUGCUGUCGCCGUGCAACGAUGAUGUCAUUGGCGUUGACGCACUCGGACCAGUCACCCCACCAGGGGAAGAGCUAGCGAACGAGUGGAGACUAUCCAAGGGAUUGUUUCUAAAUAUUCCUGUGGGUGCGAGUGACGAGAUCCUAUCACGUUUUGGAGGUGAUCCCAGGCAAGAGGUCGAGGAAGAUCAAGGCCCAUUGGAAAUGAUUAAUAGGACACUCGACAAUGCUUUGGGGUAUGGAAAGACACCUGAAGAUCUUGCGAAAUGCAUGCGCCGUGGAUUAACGGAAUAUGUCGUGAACACGGACAUUCAGUUUUACUCGAUUUCGUACCUAUUGCAGAAGCAGAAACUAUUCUGGCUGUUCUACUUGAUGGGUUACAUGUUGGCGAACGAGAAGAAGAUGUCAAAGAGGUGGAAGAACCUUCACACCAUCCAGAGAGUGCGGACGGAAGAACACGUGUGCCAGUCAAUCGAGAAGUGA